CCUGCUGGAGUCCCGCAUACGAGAACUCGACUGGGCCCUUCAGCGAUGAGAGCGAACAAGGCUCUCACGGAACCAGAACCAGAGGGAAAGCCGUGAGGGAAGACAGCACUUGUCUGAAACUUGAAGGGCAGAAACAUGUCUCAGUCAGGUGAAAAAGUAAAGUUUUCCGACUCGGCAGGCUAUGUGGGAUUUGCUAAUCUGCCCAACCAGGUUCACAGGAAAUCUGUGAAGAAAGGCUUUGAAUUCACACUCAUGGUGGUUGGUGAGUCUGGCUUAGGAAAAUCCACUUUAAUUAACAGUCUGUUCCUGACUGAUCUUUAUCCAGAACGUUAUAUUCCUGGAGCUGCAGAGAAAAUAGAGAGAACAGUUCAAAUCGAAGCCUCUACAGUAGAGAUAGAGGAGCGAGGGGUGAAGCUGCGUUUAACUGUAGUUGACACACCAGGAUAUGGAGAUGCCAUUAACAGCCAGGACUGCUUCAAAACAAUUAUCCACUACAUUGACAACCAGUUUGAGCGAUACCUACACGAUGAGAGCGGUCUGAACAGGCGCCACAUCAUAGACAACAGAGUCCACUGCUGCUUCUACUUCAUCUCUCCUUUUGGGCAUGGACUGAAGCCAUUAGAUGUCGAGUUCAUGAAGGCUCUUCAUGGAAAAGUCAACAUUGUCCCUGUGAUUGCCAAGGCUGACACCCUGACGCUGAAGGAGAGGGAGAGGCUGAAGAGAAGGGUUCUGGAUGAGAUUUCUGAACAUGGCAUUAGGAUUUAUCAGCUCCCCGAUGCAGAUUCUGAUGAAGAUGAGGAGUUUAAAGAACAAACAAGAGUUUUAAAGGCUAGCAUUCCCUUCGCUGUUAUUGGAUCCAAUCAACUUAUUGAGGUGAAGGGGAAAAAAAUCCGAGGCCGCCUGUAUCCCUGGGGAGUUGUUGAAGUUGAAAAUCCAGAGCACAAUGAUUUCCUCAAGCUGCGCACAAUGCUGGUGACACACAUGCAGGACCUGCAGGAGGUGACCCAAGACUUGCACUACGAGAAUUUCCGUUCCGAGAGGCUAAAACGCACUGGCAAGCCUGUUGAAGAGGAAGUGGUGGACAAGGAUAGAAUCCUCCAGCAGAAAGAGGCUGAGCUGCGCCGCAUGCAGGAGAUGAUUGCCCAGAUGCAGGCCCAGAUGAGGAUGAAGCCUGGUGAUGAUUAAGGUGCUCAACAUCUGGAUCAGCAUACGCUUCUCUAAGUGGAUGGGUGCUCUCUUUUCUUUGCCCGAGUGGUAACGUUCAAAUGCAAAAGCUGGAUGCCACAGCCCGAGACCUGCGUUAAAACAAACACGAAGUCUGAAGAUCGUGUUGUAAAACUGCUUCUUUUUAUAUAAUCAAUGUUAUUCAACUUAAAGUGUAUCUUUUUGGUUCUUUUGGUAACACUAUCUUCGUACUUACCGAUGUGGUUUUAUUAUCCUUCCUAUACCUUUUUAUUCAGAAACUGCCAAGAGUAUGCUGUUUGGGCUAGUCAUUGUGGUGGGUUUAAGGAAUUAAUCAUUUAUCUGCUAGGUUGUUCUGAACGGUUUCGUGGUUAAUACUAAGACUUUGUGGCCUGUUUACAGUAAACCUUUGUGUGUUUGCACAGUAUUAUAACUUUCACCUGCCAUUUUAGGUUCUUAUGUAUCGUAUCAGUUUUCCAGAACUUUCUCUGUGCUUUUGUUGCUUUUGAAGCUUCGUCUCUGGUGAUUUGUAUUUGUGUGAUGUAUGAGAAGAUGUACGAAACGCUGAUGAUUCACCAGUGAUUGGAAAAAGCUGACUUUCCCAAAUCGCCGUGCCUUAAAACACCAUGAACGCUCCACACACCAACAACUUGUGUGGAUGCCUCUGGAGGUUUGGCUUCAGGUCUCAAGUAGUGAUGGCAAAAAUUUGUCACAGGCAUUUCUAUCUGUCAGCUGAGCGAUGGCAUGUACUGAUUUUUUAUAUAUUCCAUAGCACUACUUUUCAUUGAAGUUUUGUAAUAAAUUGUAUGAAUGUGGAAAA
Molecule: messenger RNA, 2002 nt
Organism: Hirundo rustica (Barn swallow)
Lineage: Eukaryota; Metazoa; Chordata; Aves; Passeriformes; Hirundinidae
Product: septin-2
Exons: 13
Coding region: 136-1185 (349 amino acids)
Biological process (GO): regulation of exocytosis; cell division; cytoskeleton-dependent cytokinesis
Cellular component (GO): microtubule cytoskeleton; septin complex; cell division site
Molecular function (GO): GTP binding; GTPase activity; molecular adaptor activity
Source: RefSeq, a predicted model, not a curated record